AUGAAUAGAGGUGUUGAAGCAACCGAAAUAGAAAUUGCAAAUGCUCGCUUAGGUAUAUUGGACGCUACUAUAUGCUGCUCACCACCUACUAUCGACACUUUAAGUGAUUCCUUCGUGCAGCCCAAAGGAGGCACGGCAGAUCCUGGCGAAGAGGUUGGACAAGGAGACGGCGAUGUCAGGGCAGUACUAAUGACGUGGCCAACGCUCGCUGCACUACAGAAACAGGGACUUUCGGUUUGGGAAGCUCCCCGUUCUAUAAAAGUUGGGGACCGGACUCCUCUUGGUACCAAAAAGGGCCGUACCGACUCACAACCGUCGAAGAUAAGAAAAAAUACCUUGUGGAAGAAAAUUCGCAACAUAGCUUCAGGAAAAGAAGCUGUCAACGAAUUAGAUGCAGGACCGGGGGGCAUGGCGGUGUACAGGCUAGAACGCGGAGGAGGCUCUGUGCUGGCCUCGCGUGCAGAGCCCGAGACACGAGUGGACCGGCUGGCGCGCGCGAUCGCUCGUCCGGCGUCUGCGUUCCUCGGAGAGAUAUUUUCAAUGAUACGCUUACUCAUCAUGCUACCGAUUUCUCUGCUACUGCGCCUGGAAAGAUGCAUACUAUCGCUUACCGUCUGGGCGAUAUGUGGUGUGGUGCAGACACUAGCUGAAGAGGUUUUAACGCCCACGCUAGCAUUGGGCUACAACUACGCGGCGCGGCCCACGUUGGUAACCGCGGGGCGAGUUGCUGAUGCCCUACGGCUAGCAUUGGAGCCCAUCAGUUUGGCGCUGGGAGACGCGUUGCUGCCUUGCGCCACGCUUCUAGCCAACUGCCGACUUGUUAACGUGUGCGUAGAGAGGCGUUGCGCCUGCCAUUCUUUGCAUCAUGUGUAG
Molecule: messenger RNA, 873 nt
Organism: Leptosia nina
Lineage: Eukaryota; Metazoa; Arthropoda; Insecta; Lepidoptera; Pieridae
Source: the annotation of a GenBank genome assembly